AUGGCUGCGCUCGCUAAGGCUAUCAACGCCAAGAUCAGGUCCAACCCGAUGUUGAGCUAUGUCUGCACAACUCACGCGGCCUUUGUGGCCAGAAGCUGGCGCGCUUAUUGGAUCCAACGUCUAUACCUGGAGCCAGAAGCUAACAAAGUGUCGCAAACAGACUUUUGGGGACCUGUUUCCAACUUUGGAAUUCCCAUUGCUGCUGUGCUGGAUACCCAGAAGAGCCCUGAUCUGAUCUCCGGACAGAUGACCGCCGCCCUUACCGUCUACUCCUUGACCUUUAUGCGAUACGCUCUUGCUGUCUCCCCCAAGAACUACCUCCUGUUCGGAUGCCACGUUGUCAACUCAUGCGCUCAGCUCACCCAGGGCUACCGAUUCCUGUCAUACCACAAAUGGGGUGGAAAGGAGAAGGCGGCUCUGAACGCUUUGGAUAAGGGUGCCGAGGCUGGCAAGGAGUCAGCACCUAGCAAAUAA
Messenger RNA from Trichoderma gamsii, 474 nucleotides. RefSeq lists its product as hypothetical. NCBI's taxonomy places the organism in Eukaryota, Fungi, Ascomycota, Sordariomycetes, Hypocreales, Hypocreaceae. Gene Ontology annotation, biological process: pyruvate import into mitochondria. The record is from RefSeq and is a predicted model, not a curated record. Gene Ontology annotation, cellular component: mitochondrial inner membrane. Bases 1 to 474 code for a protein of 157 amino acids. The transcript is spliced from 3 exons.